CCGACCGACGCUGGAAGGCUGCUAGCAGCUGUGGGUAAGUGUCGGAAAGCAACCUCCGACGAGCAACGUUGCCAUCCGUGUGGCAGAUUGGGCGUCCCCGUGAGGUCAUACGUCGCAAAACCAGAAAUUAAUUUUAUGACGCUUCCGCGUUAGAUCGAGAGACAACGUCUUGGAAGGACAGCUGAACAGCGCACUUGGUCCUCACGCACUACGGAACUUGAUACACAAAGCAAGCGCACGCAGCUAUUUUGUUUCGCUCGACCGUACACCGCAGUACAUGACAGAUGGUAUUGGAGCUACAAGUGGCAGACAUGACGCAAUUGUCUGCGAAAAUUUCCUUCAUUCGUUGUGCUACAACUGGUUCGUUAUGAAAUAGGCAUUGGUUUCACUGCGUCCCUGCUUCUCCAAUCGAUCGUAACUAAGACGGCAAUCAGAUAGUCUCAAACCAUUUGAAAUUCUGUGGACGUGACGAGAUCGGAUAUUAACGGAGAAGAGCUCGGUGCGCUACACGUGCAACGCACUUCUUCGCAGUGAGUGCGACCUUCGAAACCGGAAGGUCAAGGGAAUAGUGUGAGGAUGCCUUUGACUGUGGCACAAGGGCAACGAAGAGCAUUCAAUGGUUCGAGCAGCCCUGGACCAUUAUGGAGAUGCUAUCGAACUUUCACAGCAUUUAUGCUGGUGAGCGUCGUGCUCCUGUUGUGGUGGUUACGAGGAAACACGAACUAUUCCUGUACAAACUGCCACGUGAAGGUCAACACAUUCUCCGUAAACAGCUCUAUGAUCAACAGCUGCCCAGAAAUGCCACCAUACCUCGUUGGAACGAUGGACGUUGUACAAAACCCUCCUUCCUUGGAACAACAAGAGAAAUCUUUUCCUGACGUCUUCGUCGGAGGGAGGUACGCGCCCCAUGAAUGUGUAUCGAGGCACCAAGUAGCCCUCAUCAUCCCCUACAGAGACCGUGAGGCUCACUUGCGUGCGUUCAUCUACCACAUGCAUCACAUGCUGAGACGACAGCAACUUCAAUAUCAAAUAUUUGUGGUGGAACAGGCAGGCAAAGACCUCUUCAAUCGUGGCAAGCUCUUCAACGUUGGCUACCUAGUAGCAUCCGGACUACAUGGCUUCGAGUGCUUCAUCUUCCAUGACGUCGAUAUGAUUCCUGUAAAUGAUCACAAUCUCUACACGUGCUCUGAUCAUCCUAGGCACCUGACGGUGUCUGUAGAUGCCUUCCAUAACCGCCUCCCCUACCAGGACUUCUUUGGUGGAGCAUGCGCAAUGACCAAAGACCACGUAAAAAUGGUCAAUGGUUUCUCCAACAAGUACUGGGGUUGGGGAGGGGAAGACGAUGACAUGUUCUACAGGGUCAAUGAUCAUGGUCUUAAAGUCAGAAGAUAUUCACCGGAUGUAGCAAAGUACAUCAUGCUUCCUCACAAGCGUGCAGAGCGCAGCCCUUCCAGGUCAAAGUUGCUGAGCGAAGCCACAGGUCGAUACGACACCGAUGGACUAAACAACAUAACCUACAAGAAACUGACCAUCAUACCUCAGAGACUCUUCACGUGGAUCCUCGCUGAUUUGCAAGAAUGAGUGUUCAGUAGCAUAAAACAAACUCUAAGAAUGGACAGGACUGAGGUCGGGAGUCGCUGAUGUUUGGAACAAGGGGCUGUUCUACUGGGCAUCGUCCUCUCUUGCAGAAGGACAGGCUAGUGUUCGUGGUUACGUGUUACUAAGUUAUCAUUAUCAAGUGAUUCCCUGCCUCGGGGUUUAGGUAUCGCCCAUAUUCAAGGAUAUAACCAGACUUGUACGUAUUUGGAGUAUUGUAUUUAAAAUACUGUAUUUUAAAUAGAAUUUGCGGUAAUUUGGUACUCUACUCAAUACUUUUUGUUUUGUGUAUUUAUACUCUAUUUAAAAUACAUUUUACGGUAUUUUGUACUCAAUACUCUAAUUACAUAUUUUGGAUCUCCCUCUCAAACUUUCUCUGUCUCGUCUUUCCAUUAUCUUGCUUGUUCAGUGGAAAUUUCCUGAGUCCCUCGGACAUGACCCGGACAUUGGCCCUUGGAAGUCCCCGUUUAGAGAUCUUGCCCGUGUGUACUAAACCUUAGCCAGUGAGGGUUCUAUUCUGUGUGCCUUGAAGUGGUUACGACGAAUUCUGACCUCACCGUGCAGGAACUUGCUAGAAGUUUGCUUUGUUCUGGGUCACAUAUACUUAGUGGAGUUAUGUGGCACCUCUUUGUCAUCUUUUUGGGACUUGUGUUUAUUUGAUUCCUAUCAGACAGCGGCGGCUAGCGCGGUGCGCGAAGUUUAUGUGAUUCAUGUCACAUAGCGGCGACUUGCCGCAUUGACCAGUGGCCGGUGACUUUUUGAGUUCAAUGAUAAAUAGUAUCCUAAUUGUAUUUCAAAUACUUUUUGAAGUAUUUUGUACUCUAUCUUAAUUACUUUGGUUUUCAUGUAUUUAUACUCUAUCUUAAUUAUAUUCUAACUUUAGUCUUUAUUAUCUUAUCUUAAACACAUUUUUGAGUACAUGUCUGGAUAUAACUAUUCCUUCCAGAAGAAUUAAGGUAAAAAUAAAUGUUUACGUACUUAUCCAUUUACAACAUCCUUCCCGCUUCUUAUAUAUCAUCUACUUAGCUCGCAUGUAGAAAACGAACUGCCAGCUUCUAGCGCAAAAUAAAAAAACUUGCACGCUAAGUGAAGUUUUCUGUAUCAUUUGCGCCCUUUCGAUCGCUUAUGUGGUUAAAUUUCGUGUAACGUUUUGGUGUUACGGUUUGGUGUUGAGUUAAAUUAAGUAAAUUGGUCUAAAUAUGUAUCUUAAUUUAGUAACAUGAGGAAAUACAAUAAAUAAAUUAAGUCGCCAAAGUAAAUUCUACGCCAAAUACCAAUUUUUUUAAUUUUUUUUUGCAAAAUGUAAUUCCACAUCCUGGGCUCCAAGACGCCACUUCCGUUUAUUUGCAGCUCAUUCUUUUUCAGUAACGCUAAUUCAUAUUUAACGAACGAUAUCUUCGCGAUCAUAUGUUGACAGAGAUCAACGCCGUCUUCGGCUGGUCACGCAGAUCCAUUGAAUCAGAUCCCUUCAAAUCCGAGCCGGAGGAAUAUCGGACAGGCGCGACGACAGAGACAGACGAGGUACCGAACGUAACUUCCGCACAAGCAGCAAAAUAUAUUGGCCCAACAUUGGCAAAAUAUCGGCAGUUCCAAUAUUGGGCCAGUAUUGCCAAUCUUCAGCCGAUAUUAGGCCAAGAUUUGCUGCUUGGGCGGUUUUCCAGCGAAACACAAGUAGACGCAGGAACUCCAUCUAAACACGACGACUUUUCGAACCUUUCUCUGCUGCGCCAACUCACCUCUGAGGCAUAGUAUGUCAGUCCUUUGCACUUAGUAAAUCUUUUUGAUAUAUUAUAUUCAGCACCGUGUUUGGUGCUGUAUACUUUUUCUUCAUACUUUUUUUUUAUACUUUUACUUCAAUCAAGCCACCCGACCCUCUUUCAUUGCACCAGCACACUACGUCUCCGCCCGGACUGAUCACACAUGCAAAGUUGAGCAUAUCCAUUGUCGUUCAUCCCAGUUUCUCAAUUCCUUCUUUCCACAUGCUAUUGACAUUUGGAAUGACCUUCCCCAAUCCAUUGCCACCAUCUCUGAUGUUUCUGCAUUUCGCAGACAGUUGUGUUCCUUUUUUGAAUUAUAAAGUGUGUCUCAUUUACUUGUAUUAUUUUGUUUGUGUGUUACUGAACAUAUGUAACCUCGCGUACUAGUUAUAUUAAUAUAUUCAUUAUGUGAUAGUGCUUGUUGUAUUAUUAGUUCACACCCCCCUCAUGUAACGCCCCUCGCGGGCAUUUGAGGUAUUCGCAUAAAUAAAAAAAAAAUACAAAGGUUGAAAUACUCAACCUAGCGCCGGUCA
This is a messenger RNA of Ornithodoros turicata, 3886 nucleotides long. Its product is annotated as beta-1,4-N-acetylgalactosaminyltransferase bre-4-like. Gene Ontology annotation, cellular component: Golgi apparatus. The transcript is spliced from 8 exons. Gene Ontology annotation, biological process: carbohydrate metabolic process. The record is from RefSeq and is a predicted model, not a curated record. Gene Ontology annotation, molecular function: galactosyltransferase activity. Lineage: Eukaryota; Metazoa; Arthropoda; Arachnida; Ixodida; Argasidae. The coding region runs from base 577 to 1581 and encodes 334 amino acids.